UUACGAAAUAUCGACCAGAUCAUAAUUUAAAAAAUUCUUAAAAAAAUGGAUAAUAGGAAUUUGACACAGGAAGAAAUAGAUAUACUUCAAUCAUUUGAGUCAAUAACACAAAUUAAUAAUUUAGAAAUAUCUUUGGAAAUCCUUGAAAAUUAUGAAUGGAAUUUAGAAAAAGCUAUAUCAUCAAUUUAUGAGGGAAAUUUACAACAAGUUUCAACAUCUGAAAGUCCUAUGAAUGAUUCAACAGAUAUAAAUUAUAAUAAUGAUUUAUCUCAACGAUCACCGGAAAUCUUAAAUACAAAUCCUAUAACUUCAUCAAUUUUCACAUUAAUUGUUAUCCCGCUUUCUAUAUUAUGUAAAGCAGUAUCAAAGACAAUAUGUUUUUUUACAAGAAUGUUUCCUUUUUUAUCUAAAUUUAUGGGAUUAAGUCCUCCAAAUUUAGUCGCUGGACAAUUUCAAAAAUUUAAUUCAAAAAACACAUCUGAAAAAUUUAUUCGAAAAUUUGAACAGGAACAUGGGGUUGAUCAUGUUCCGUUUUUUGAAGGUGGAUAUGUAGAAGCAUUGGAAGUUGCAAAAAAAGAUUUAAUGUUUUUUAUGGUAAUUUUACAAAGCGAUUUACAUGAUGAUACCUAUUCUUUUAAUCGAAUUACUCUUACAAACGAAAACUUGAUCGAAUUCAUUAAAAAUAACAAUAUAUUAGUAUGGGCAGGAAGUGUUCAUGAACCAGAGGCAUUUCAAAUAUCAAAUAACCUUAAUUGUACUCGCUUUCCAUUCAUUGCAAUAGGUAUUUCACACUUACAUUCUUCAAAUACAUCAAGUGCAUCAUCAUUAGCUCGCAUAGAAGGAUUUAUAUUGCCAAACGAUAUGAUUGCAACUCUAGAAACAUACGUUGUACAACAUUUGUCAACAAUUCGAAGAUUACAAUCUACGAGAGAAGAACAACUUAUUGCAAGACAAAUACGUAUUCAACAAGACAAUGCUUAUGAAGCAUCUUUAGCAAUUGAUAGAGAAAGAAUGUUACAACGUAAAGAAGAAGAAAAGCAUAGGAUGGAAAUAGAGAAAAAAAGGCAAAAGGAACUAAAUGAUGCUAGAAUUCUUGAAGCAAAUAAAUCUCAAUGGAGAAUAUGGAGAGCAUCUAAACUAUUUCCAGAACCAACUUCGGAUUCUUCUCAGAUUGCAAAAGUUAGCUUAAGAUUACAAAACGGAGAACGCAUUGUCAGAAAAUUUGAUGCAAACGUACCUAUUGAAGAAAUUUACGCAUUUAUUGAAUGUUACGAUAUAAACAUAAAAGAGAUACAUGAGCCAAUAGAAAAACCAUUGAAUUAUGUUCAUAAAUUUAAUUUCCAAUUAGUAUCACCUAUGCCUAGGAAAAUUAUUAGAUAUGAUACUAAACAAAAAAUAUUAGAAGAAAAAAACUUAUAUCCUAGUGGAAAUAUCAUAGUCGAAAAUCUUGAUGAAGACAAAAAUGAUUAAUCAGACGACGGCC
Messenger RNA from Pneumocystis carinii B80, 1483 nucleotides. RefSeq lists its product as hypothetical. The transcript is spliced from 5 exons. NCBI's taxonomy places the organism in Eukaryota, Fungi, Ascomycota, Pneumocystomycetes, Pneumocystales, Pneumocystaceae. The coding region runs from base 46 to 1470 and encodes 474 amino acids. Gene Ontology annotation, cellular component: endoplasmic reticulum. The record is from RefSeq and is a predicted model, not a curated record. Gene Ontology annotation, molecular function: ubiquitin binding.